Messenger RNA from Myotis lucifugus (little brown bat), 2284 nucleotides. It is a transcript of the gene SPMIP4, whose product is annotated as chromosome unknown C7orf31 homolog. The transcript has 10 exons. Gene Ontology annotation, cellular component: centrosome. Lineage: Eukaryota; Metazoa; Chordata; Mammalia; Chiroptera; Vespertilionidae. The record is from RefSeq and is a predicted model, not a curated record. Bases 284 to 2056 code for a protein of 590 amino acids.
UCCAGGUCCCGGAGCUCCGAGGCCGGCUCCCCGCCAAACCGGGACCAGCCGCCCGCCGACCCGCAAGAAUGCGUUACCUAGUGCCGCGGUCACGGCCGCCGUCACAGGCGCCCCGACCCCGCCCCGGCCCGCUCAGUCCCUCUCCCUCUCCCGCACCUGCCCGCGAGCUCCCCGGGGCCGCAGGUGCGGGCCACGGCGGAAUUCCACGCCCCGCGAGGCCCGCCAGCUCUGGGGAGGGACGGGGAGGCCGAUGUCCCAGAUUGUGCCUUUUUAGCCGGGAAGCAUGGAGGUGAUCCACCACCGGCCCUGCUGCUGCAGGGAGCGUGAAGGAGCGGACCUCCUGUCAGACACCUUUUACUCCAAUGAAGUGCACACUCCGCUGCAAACAGCUCCUCGCCCAACUUCCUCAGAGGACAGGUAUCAGGAAUUGAAGGAGUCGCUCCAACAAUGCAGGCUUCCAUGGGGUGCUGACAAGGAAUAUGGUGGGAUGGUACCCAUUUCACUCCCUGAGGAACACAGGCCAAAAUGUGACCCUCUCCAUGCCAUGGGCAAGGGACAUCAGCACUAUGGAUAUGGUGGAGAUACCUGGCCAAGAAGGCUUCCUAUUGAACAGUUCUAUUAUUUGACACAGAACAAAAAAAGUGACAUCUAUGGAAAUGAUUCUUUGUUGCCCAAACCACCUAAUUCAGCAGUAGGUGAAAUCUGCUCCCCGUAUCCAGUUGAACAUCCCUACCACACACACAUCUGUCGCGGUGCCAUGUUCCCAACCUUCACAUCACCUAAGGAUCGCUACACUGGCAUUAACGCCCGAGGCCAACAGCCAUUUCCCCCAACUGUGCCAACGAAGCCUUAUGAUACACUGAUUUUGAAGACAAAAGGUAAUCCUUACAGACAUGAACUGCUUGAUAUUCCCAUGGAUUCAAAGAAGAAAGCCUUGAUGUGGCCAGGUCAGGGUGUGUAUUAUGACUUUCCUAAAUGUGUUGAGAAAAACAAGCCAGUAUUCUACCCCAAGCCUCCUAAAACCUUCGCUCCUAACACUUCUUUAAAUUCAUGGGAUCCUGUUAACUCUCAAAAAGAAGCCAACAUACAAAGAAAUAUUGAGCGGUCCCACUGGAUCAGUUCAUACACUCAUGAUUUCACAGGUCUGGGGCCCAUGAACCCCCUUGAACUGGAUGAUUACCAUGAAAAGGCGAUAGCAGAGUUAACUGGACAGAUAGGAUUUGACCCACAACCUUCAGAAAAAUUCCAUCCUGUCUUUAAACCCCCCAGACCCUUGGAUGGACGAAUAGCUCGACUGAUUCAGAACCAACGUCCUCUGGAGGCUGUUGUCCAGCAAAGACCACCUCCCUGUCCUGAUUGCACCCCUAGAGUUUUGUGUAAUUUUCAUACCUUCAUACCCAGUUCUUCAGAAAUGAUGGCACUUCGUGAUAACACACUAGCAGGUAUGAUCCAUAAACACCAGGAAAUUGAAGACAAGAUUAAGGAAGAACAACGUUUGUUAUCUACCUUUGCAAGUCCACCUUGUUACCCAACGAAAGAUAUGACUAACGGUUAUGACAUACAACCAUUUCCAAAAAUUACAGAUACUAAAAAGACAGAAGAUUUGUACUGGAGACAGCUGCCAUUAAAACCCCAACCUGCACCUCACUACCACCCCAACCAAUACAUUCAAUAUGAACAUUUUAAAUCUGCCUUACUUGACCAGCAUACUAUGUGUCAAAACCCUGUUAACCUUAGUACGCCUAGUCCUGUACAAAAUAAGCCAGACUCAGAAGCUCUUGAUCUAGGAUGUUUUUUAAGGAAGCCAGAAGAACAGCUGACCUUCAACACAGAAAACGAUGAAGAAACAAAAUCUCUUCUGGGUUGGAUUCCUAAAGUUGGAGGGGCCAAGACUCAGGCCAACCUGCUUGAGCUUAAGAACUCUUUUUCAAAAACUGGUGCACAAAAACGUUUCCAUAAAUCAAUUAGAGAAGACCAUAAAGACCUUAGGAAUAAGGUACAUUUAGGGAUGAAACACCAAUUCUAUGACCAUAAUUCCUAUUAUUUCUACAAUUGAGAUAUUCAUCUUUCCCUUCAAAACACAGCCUCUUGCAAGAAAAGAAAAUAGAAUUUCUUCCUUGUUACUGGAUUCUGUUUUAUAGAGGAGCCAUCAUGAACCUUGCUAAUGAGGUUUAUGUUUUCAGGAAUUUAAGUUUGCAUCUGGUCAGAGGAACCCAGAAAAGGUGAUGUUUUGACUUCUUGAAAAGUUUAACAAUUUGGCAAUAAAAUAUUAGAACCAGAAAAA